This is a messenger RNA of Ilyonectria robusta, 669 nucleotides long. RefSeq lists its product as uncharacterized. The record is from RefSeq and is a predicted model, not a curated record. NCBI's taxonomy places the organism in Eukaryota, Fungi, Ascomycota, Sordariomycetes, Hypocreales, Nectriaceae. The annotation marks the transcript as partial. The transcript has 2 exons.
AUCAUCGCUAUCCACGGCUUGGAUACCCAGUCGCCGCGGACGUGGGAGUACAGGAAGAAACCCGAAGAUGGGGACGAGGUAGUCAACUGGCUGGCCAACGCCGACAUGCUACCGGCUGCCAUACCCGAGGCUCGGAUCUUCACAUACGACUGGAACGCGAACUAUUUCAAGGAUGCCCCUGUGCAGACUCUCCUCGGCCACGCGGAUACGCUGCUUACCCACUUGCUGAAGGAUCGAGGCAGGGAAAGGCGGCCGAUCAUCUUCGUGGCGUCCUGUUUUGGUGGCCUUAUCCUGGCUGAGGCUGUCAACCGAGCGACACAGCUAGGGAGUGCCUACGGGGACAUCUUGCUGUCCAUUGCCGGCAUCGUAUUCCUCGCCACGCCAUUCCGUGGUAGUGACGCGGCUAAACAGGCUCAGUGGCAGGUGGUCGUCGGUGGCAUCAUGGGAGAGCAGGCCUCGAGCCAGCUAGUCGAUGACCUCAACAGUAGAGAUAAGGAGCUUCGCAAGAUAACGCAGGUGUUCGCUGAAAACGCAAGACGCGAUUCGAUCCAGAUACCCAUCUCCUGCUUUUACGAAACGAAGAAGACGGUGAUGCUGAGAAAGUUCCUCUCGCCACGUUCCGCAACUAGAGUCACCUCUUUAUUCAAGAAGACCCAAAAGAUAGUAUGA